CUACUUCGUACUAAAUAAGCGGUAUUCUGAACGCGGUCAAGCAGGUCAAACUUCGUCGUGCGCGAUGGGAAGCCAUUUUCCUUGAAGUAGUGUGCCACCAGUGUUUGAAAUAAUCCAAUCAACAGGACGAGCUGCACUUUCUUUGUUCACUUAGAAAAAAAAACAUUUCUAUCCUCUCACACACCUUCCUGGUCCUGACAAAAAGCAUGCCGCACAUCACGAAGAUGAAGAGCUGCGCCGUAUUUGCGCUCGCCACGGUUUCUUCGGAGACGCAGCUGCUUCUGCUGCAAGCUUCCCGAAUUGCAGCGCACGAGAAGCAGCACCUGUACCGUGGCGGUGCCGUUCGGGUCGCGAAGCUGCGUAUUGAUCUCUCUUCAGGAGAACCUGCGUCGCGUGCCGGGAACAAUCGCCCCGGUGGGGGACAGCAUCUUCAACAGGAGCUGCUGCAGCAAGAUCGUGCGGUCGUCGUAAAGAAUGAGCAGUCCUCGGUUGAAGAUGUGCCGGAAGAUCAAAAUGAUCGUGCUGGUGGAAGCACUGUAUUACAAGUGCAGCUGGACAUGGACAAGGAGAAGAACAAGGUCGGGAAAAAGCGCGACGACGACGAGGAGGACGACGACGACGAGGACGAGGAGGACGACGAGGAGGACGGCGGGGGGGAGUACGAAGAGGAUGGCGAGGGGGAGUACGAAGAGGAUGGCGAGGGGUCGUCGCCACUGCGGCAGCCAAGCACAGCUACAACAACAACACCGAUCGCUCCAGCCGCACCAAUUGGCCCACCGGCACCGGCUGGACCGGCUGUGGCCCGCGCCCCAGUGGCACCUGUUCCGUUCCCUGCACCGGCACUACAACCGGCCCCGGCAGCUGCACCACAAAGCACCUUGCCUUGGGCCCAAUGCCACGACCCAGUGAACAAGUGUCAUGAAAGCAGCAGAGUCAACACUGCGCCAUGCAUGCUCAGGGGACCACUCUGGAAUGGGUGUAAGUGCACCACCUUCGUGCCUUCUCCGGAAGCGGUGGGGCCGGCGGAGGAGGCCUGGAACCAGUGCCACACUAGUGUCGACCUGCACGAGCACGAUUGGGACACGGUGCAACCCGUUGGGAUUACGGCCGCUGCCCCUCCGGGUGCACCGACGAACUACCAACCGGCUCCGCUGGCUGCACCAGCAGCUCCUUCGCCCGUGGCUGCGCCGGUUCCGCAGGCGGCCGCACCGGCAGUGGCGCCGAUUGCUGCACCGGCACCGGUACCACAAGGCAGCGGGGCGUGGGACUGGCAGACCUGCCACGAGAAAGUGAACAAUUGCCAUGAUCCGAACAACGUCAACACGCCGGAAUGCGCGAUUGGGGGAGCGCUUUGGAACGGGUGCCAGUGUAACGCUUUCGUGACCGACCUAACCGCGCGUCCGGAGGAAACUUGGAACAAGUGCCACAAUGCGGUCGAUUCAAACCAGAAUACGUGGAAUCCGAAUCAGAUGAUCAUGUAAAUCUAAAUGAUCAGAUCACGAGCGAUCAUCAUCACGAAACAAUAGACGCACGAUGAAGAUAAGAAGAAAGAGGAGAGCGUCAGUGUCGGCUUCGACGUACCCGCCGUACAACUACGGCCUCCGACUUCUUGCGGGGGACAUUCCCAUUCAGCAAAGGGUUGCGUCAGUGAAAUUCAAAAAUUUAAACAUCUCACAUGAUCACCCUCUUCUUCAGUUUUUUCGUCCUUGAAGCAGCUGCAGCUAUAUAGUAAUUAUUUUUUUCUACCGCUAAUUUUGCCCUCUUUCACUUUCGUCCAACAUACAACAAUUUUUGUACUUAUUUCGUUUUGAAAAAAAAUUAUCUGAUUAUUGCAUAAAUAUUUACAAGGAUUUUUAGUCCAGGAAGACCGAUGAGGCAGAGGUUUACUCUAUUACACAUGUUCAUGUAAACGGUUCGCAAAGUCACAGCUCUCACUUUUUUGUUCGGGAAUUUGAUACUAUAGUUUCUUUUGGGAAAACAGCGAAGGGAUAUAAUAAACAUAAAC
Messenger RNA from Amoebophrya sp. A120, 2005 nucleotides. NCBI's taxonomy places the organism in Eukaryota, Dinophyceae, Syndiniales, Amoebophryaceae. The record is from the annotation of a GenBank genome assembly.